AUGUUCACCCGUCACCUCAGAUCGUUGACGGCGGUUCCGCGGACGCUGGCGUCACUUAGAUCGAGUACGUUGCGUCAGUUUUCCGUGGCUCCCGUCCGGUUAAACCAGGCUAAACUCCCCGAAACCUAUGAAGAAGAGAAGGUGAUCAUCGAUGAGAUCAUGGAUGGCUUGAGUGAUGCCGAUAAGCAGGCGGCUCUGAGAAUGCGGAACAUCGGUAUUCUGGCCCACAUUGACUCGGGUAAGACGACUUUCUCCGAAAGAGUGUUGUUCUACACUGGUCGGAUCAACGAUAUCCACGAAGUCCGGGGUCGCGACGCCGUCGGGGCGAAGAUGGACCACAUGGAGUUGGAAAGAGAAAAAGGUAUCACCAUUCAAUCCGCUGCCACCUACGCGCUGUGGAACAAGGACGGCAAAGACUACCACUUCAACCUUAUUGACACCCCUGGUCACAUUGAUUUCACCAUCGAAGUCGAGCGUGCGUUGCGGGUGUUGGACGGUGCCGUGUUGGUGGUGUGUGCUGUGGCUGGUGUCCAGCUGCAAACCGUGACGGUUGAUCGUCAAAUGAGACGUUACAAUGUUCCUCGGAUUACCUUUAUUAACAAGAUGGACCGUAUGGGCGCUAACCCCUUCCGGGCUAUUGAGCAAAUUAACACCAAGCUUAAGACUCCUGCUGCCGCUAUCCAAGUGCCCAUCGGUGCCGAAGACCAACUCAAGGGGGUGGUGAACAUCAUUGACCGUGUCUGUCUUUACAACGAAGGUCCCAAGGGUGAAAUCAUCCGUCGUGACGAAAACAUCCCUGAAGACCUUGUUGAUAUUGUUGAAGAACGCCGUGCGAUGCUUAUCGAAACUUUGGCUGACGUUGAUGACGAAAUGGCUGACAUCUAUCUUGAAGGUGAAGAGCCCACCACUGAACAAAUCAAGGCCGCCAUCCGUCGCGCUACCAUUGGCCGUAAGUUUACUCCCGUGAUGAUGGGUUCUGCUCUUGCCAAUACUGGUAUCCAACCCGUGUUGGACGCUGUUGUUGACUACUUGCCCCAACCCAACGAAAUCUUGAACACUGGUUUGGAAGUUAGCGGUGACCAAGAAACUCCCGUCAACUUGGUGCCGUCGCUGCAAGCCCCUUUUGUUGGUUUGGCGUUCAAGUUGGAAGAAGGUCCCUACGGUCAAUUGACUUACAUCAGAGUUUACCAAGGUAAGCUCAAGAAGGGUCAAUACAUCACCCAUCUCAAGCUGGGUAAGAAGGUCAAGGUUGCUCGUCUCGUGAGAAUGCACUCCAACGAAAUGGAAGACGUUGCCGAAGUUGGUGCUGGUGAAAUCUGUGCUACUUUUGGUAUCGACUGUGCCUCGGGUGACACUUUCAUCGCUCCCAACUCGGAACAAAAGAUUGCCAUGUCGUCGAUGUUUGUUCCCGAAGCCGUUAUCUCGCUUUCGAUUGCUCCUAAGUCUAAGGACAAUGGCUCUUUCCUGAAGGCGAUGAACAGAUUCCAAAAGGAAGACCCUACUUUCCGGGUGAAGUACGACGAAGAACUGAAGGAAACUAUCAUCCUGGGUAUGGGUGAAUUGCACUUGGAAAUUUACGUUGAAAGAAUGAAGCGUGAAUACGGUGUCGAGUGUGUCACUGGUAAGCCUCAAGUCUCGUACCGUGAAGCCAUCACCGUCCCCGCUGUCUUCGACUACACCCACAAGAAGCAAUCUGGUGGUGCUGGUCAAUACGGUAGAGUCAUGGGUGAAGUCUCCCCCAUUGAAGGUGAAAACAAGUUCACUCAACACAUUGUUGGUGGUAAAAUUCCCGAAAAGUUCUUGUUCGCCUGUCAAAAGGGGUUCGAAGACUGCUUGGAAAAGGGUCCUCUCAUUGGCCACAGAGUUUUGGGUAUCCACAUGCACAUCAACGAUGGUCAAACCCACGUUGUCGACUCUUCGGAAUUGUCGUUUAGAACUGCUACUCAUGGUGCUUUCAAGCAAGCAUUCCUCGCGGCUCAGCCCGUGAUUUUGGAACCCAUCAUGUCCGUUGAAGUGUCGGCUCCCAAUGAAUUCCAAGGUGCCGUCGUUGGUUUGAUCAACAAGUUGGGUGGUAUGAUCAACGAAACCGUCAACAACCAGGACGAAUUUACCGUCACUGCUGAGUGCUCGUUGAGUCUGAUGUUCGGCUUUUCUACUUCUUUGAGAGCUGGUACUCAGGGUAAGGGUGAAUUCUCCUUGGAAUUCCUCAAGUACUCGCCGUGUUCGCCUCAACACCAACGUGAGUUGAUUGCCAACCACGAAAAGGCCCAAAAGAAGUAG
Messenger RNA from Diutina rugosa, 2280 nucleotides. RefSeq lists its product as uncharacterized. The coding region runs from base 1 to 2280 and encodes 759 amino acids. Gene Ontology annotation, cellular component: mitochondrion. The record is from RefSeq and is a predicted model, not a curated record. Gene Ontology annotation, molecular function: GTPase activity; translation elongation factor activity; GTP binding. The transcript has a single exon. Lineage: Eukaryota; Fungi; Ascomycota; Pichiomycetes; Serinales; Debaryomycetaceae. Gene Ontology annotation, biological process: mitochondrial translational elongation.